GCGUUGUCUCCGCCGGGACGUAGCCUCGACCCUAACGUCGAUCAUUAAAUUAGCCUGACUCGCUCGUACUACCUGAGAACGUAGUUUACUCUCAAAAGCGACACUUGGCACUCGCAUGUAUGCACUUCAUCCGCCACAGCAUAGCCCAACCUGACAGUCUUUCUUUCAGCAUGACGAUGAUCUCGACUACCGAGCUCGCCCAGUUCAAGCGCUCGACGUCUGAUCCCAUCCAGAUUCCGGCUCGCGGUCGCAAGCUCCGCGUCGAGGACCAAGAGUCACGACCCAUGUCGCCCGAGCUCCUCUUCGAGAUGUCCCCGCCCACCUCCGAGUUCGCCGCCAUGCGCCUCCCCUUCGCGCCCUCGAACUCGCAAAACAUGGCCCCGCCUAUGGACGAGCCCCAGCCGCUCUACUCCUUCCCCUCGUUCUCGGCGCUCAGCCGCCGCAACAGUGCCAGCGGGAGUCCGACGCCGGAUCUCAAGCCUCGCGGGCGCGGACGACGCACCUCUUCAUGCGUGAGGCGUCCCUCGCUGAUGAGGCGGCCGACGGGCGAGGGCAACACGCUCGUGCGGACGGCGUCAAUGAACAAAAACGGCGGGUUUACGCCCAUUGUAUGCCCUGAGCCGCGCCCAUACCGCACGCGGUACCCGCUCUAUCCAAUGCACACCGACUGCUACUCGCCGCCGCCGCCAACGUCGCCUCCUGCUGUGCCCUCGCCUGCAGCCGUCACAUCGCCGACCUCCCCCACCCUCACGCCCUCGCGGUCCAUGGCCGCCUCGCCCCCGUGGACCUCGUCGCCCUGGUACCUUCCCGGCCGACAGGACUCGAUGCCAGGCGAUGACGCGGAGUCGACCGACGGCGAGCCCUUUGUGGACUUCCGUGAUUACCUGCUGGCGUGUAUUGAGAAUGGGCGGCCCCUGCGGUCGAGGCGAGGGGCAGGUGGGGCGUGGUGAACAUGUAGCCCCAGGCUCCUAUGGGUAGUCCCAUACUCUUGUGAACGAGUCGUUGAUGCCUGGUCGCACUGGCUUUGUCUCGGUCUGGCCGCGGCCCACGUCUCGUCGCUCGUCUUGCGCCACGCUUCAUCGCCGUCUUGCGCCACUCUUCUUCGCACGUCUGGCUCUUCUUCG
Schizophyllum commune H4-8 is the source of this 1124-nucleotide messenger RNA. RefSeq lists its product as uncharacterized. The transcript is spliced from 2 exons. NCBI's taxonomy places the organism in Eukaryota, Fungi, Basidiomycota, Agaricomycetes, Agaricales, Schizophyllaceae. The record is from RefSeq and is a predicted model, not a curated record. Bases 120 to 950 code for a protein of 276 amino acids.